Molecule: messenger RNA, 2680 nt
Organism: Tilletiaria anomala UBC 951
Lineage: Eukaryota; Fungi; Basidiomycota; Exobasidiomycetes; Georgefischeriales; Tilletiariaceae
Exons: 1
Coding region: 222-2651 (809 amino acids)
Source: RefSeq, a predicted model, not a curated record
GGCGAGGACAGCGGGCUGCAGUUGCCAGUCGUAUGACAUCCAUAUAUGCAAAGUAUGCUCGAUGUGUAGUUCAAGUGGAUGGACACGAGGAUAAUAAGCAGUCUUUGUAGCACGGAGAUCUCAAGUCAGCACGGCUCAGCUGUGGAUUCAAUGACCUGCACGGUGCAACACAUGCACGGCUUUCGCCAAUCACCUGCUAGGGCGGUGGGCUGAUUGGGAUCAUGGAGUCGCUACCUAGCGAGCUGCUCGUCUGCAUCUUCUCAUGCUCCGUCCUAGGCCUCGCCGACCUGCAUAAUCUCCGGCUUGCCAUCUCGGCCCCUCGGCACCUUCAUUUGCGCAGCAGCAACAGCCGUGGAUGGCGGUCGGAUCAUGUACGGGCUCAAGCUGAAUCCGAACCAAACCGAGAUACAUAUGCAGACGGAGAAUGGAUCAUCGAAGCGAUUGAUCGAGCUGCGAGACUUCAUCCUCACACGUCCGUGCUCAAGAAUCGCCUACCGCGGCGCCUGACGCGCCAUGCCGAACCGGUCACCGACAUAUCAUCAUGGCGGCGCUCUCUUCGUUUCGAACACUCACCACUCUCCCCAGGCGGCAACAUCAAGUGCGGCCGGCCGUCCAAGAUGUGGGACAUUUUCAGCGCUACGUCCAUGCUGGAUGAUUCGGCGCUCGUAGAUAUUGCAGAUUUGUUUGCUAGCUUGGCCAUGCAAGCCUUCACCGACGGUGAGGACCAUGACCCUGAACAAGAGGGCGAUGACGAAAUGACAGGGGCGCUACAAGACGACCCGUGCAAUGCGAUUCAUUUCUCCCUCGCAAUGUGCCUUGCGACACUACGCGCACUCAGCCGCAGACCGUGGAAACGCAAGGUCAACGUUGCUCAUUCCGCGCAGGCACAGCCAGCUGCAUUCACGGACGCACCCUUGACUGAACUCGCGCCGAACACCGGUCAUUGGGGAUCAGCUGCAACAUCCGGCGCGGCGGGUACAAGCGAUGUUGAUGAGGGUGCCUUGUCAGAAGAGCAGAUCGACACGCAGCUCUCUCGCGAAUUUCACGUGCUGCGCAGAGCUCUGCGCCGCUGCGACCCUCUGCGCGCUCACGACCAUCUGCGACGGCAAAAGCAGGAACACAAUCCUCGCAGCUGCUACACCCCGUGUCCCUGCCUUGACCGGACGUGGCAGAGCUUCUACACAAUCGCAUGGCAAUUCCUUCUGUCGCGCUACCGCCGCCAUUUCCGGCCAGACGAUAUCGCGCAUGUCAGCUAUCGUACCGUCAUCUUCAGCGCCUUCUGUUUUCCGUCCAGCGGCAGUGGAGGAGACGCAAGAGGCCACAGCGCUAGCGGCCUUAUGAGCAGUACGCGCUUCGGCUUCGGCACCACACUUGAUUCCGCCUCGUCAGGCGCCAGCGGUGGCAACGUUGCGCGAAACUUCUAUGCUACGGCGCACCUCAAUCCGGACGCCAUGCUCUUUAACCUGCUCGAGUCGCCCACGUACGCACGCACUAAGGAGUGGUUUGGCAUCAGCGAGUACAUCCUCCCGCCAGGCCUGGCGCGACAGUGGGCCAGCUGGCUCGGGUACGACUGGGGCGAGGGUGGUCUCUUCUGGAAGGACAAGGAGCGGGGCAUGGCAGAAAGACGGCUGCGGAGCGAGAUCUCUGGCACCAGUGUGGGCGCAUCUGCUCCUUCCUGCGGUAGCGCCAGAUCAGACGGAGCUGACGUCAUACCUGGAUUCAAGCGUGCGUUGCGACCGAUCGAAGUUGUGCUCCUUACUCACGCACGGUGGCGCGCACGCAUGCUGCUCGCAGCGGUUGCCGCGUCUGAACAGCGGGCAUCAUCGACAUCAUCAUCAGGUAGGGAAGCAGGCGAUAAUAGGAGAGCACAAGCUGAACACGUUGGUGCGGCUACGGACAUCCAUCCGGAAAAGCUCGCUCAAUGCAGGGACAUGGAUAUUCAUUUUGUUCGCAGAAGCCUGCAGAUCCAGUCGUGGGCCAUUGGUGGGGUGACCGAGGUGCAUCCUUCCGCCUCUGCAUCAGCGCCUCCGUCCGGUCCAGUAGGGACAGCCGAGGAAGAGGAGCGUUCACCCCUCGCAGGAGCCGUGCAUCCCUCUUCGCCUUUCCUCACCAUCAGCAGCGACGAUGUGUCUCUUCUAACAAGAUGGCGUCGCUGGACCUGGCCGUGGCACUUGCCUUGGCCCCAGCACGGGCAGGCUGCGAGCUCGAGGCCGUCGAUUGACCCUUAUGAUCUAAGCCAAGCAUGGAUGGACAUCAUCGCACCGUUGCGACCCGCGAUCAGCGCCGAAAGAUCGCCUGCGCCGCCCCUCCCCACUCGCCGUGUCGUUGCUGCGUCUGCUGCUUCUGGCAGCGUUCAUGAAGCAGAAGCACACACGCUCGCUCGCAAAUGGCAGAACUACGCAUUGAACCUUCUGGGAGACCUGCACAGCGGCGCAGGUGUCGAGCAUCGCGUGUGCUCCGAAGUGGAGGACUUCAUUCCCUUCGUACCUGUGCGUGUCGACCCCGAAACACGCAUGUCUUCGGCGGGGACGAUGGCCUUGCGAAGCUCGCAUUCGCACUUGGCCAUGUAUCCCCAUUGGCAGGUCCCUCUCGCGCUCUGGGUCGCGGCAGUCGUGCUCCUCUUAGCGCUGAUGUUUCGCAGCGGCGUGUAGGUACAUAGCUCGAUCCUCUGAAUCGUCGA